This is a messenger RNA of Spodoptera frugiperda (fall armyworm), 1955 nucleotides long. It is a transcript of the gene Nol8, whose product is annotated as probable RNA-binding protein CG14230. The record is from RefSeq and is a predicted model, not a curated record. The coding region runs from base 105 to 1916 and encodes 603 amino acids. NCBI's taxonomy places the organism in Eukaryota, Metazoa, Arthropoda, Insecta, Lepidoptera, Noctuidae. Gene Ontology annotation, molecular function: RNA binding. The transcript is spliced from 9 exons.
CACAAUCUACAUGCAUACAUAACCUCACUUUUAUACGUCAAAAUAAUGCGUGAAUGUGAUUAAAUCGUAAAAUUCCAAAAAAUAUAUAAAAAAAACUUUUUGCCAUGAUAUCUGCUACCCGCUUGUUUGUUGGGAAUCUCCCAGAAAAUACAGAAGAAAAAGAAUUGUACUCGGCCUUCUCUCAUUUUGGAGAGAUAACGAGUGUGGAUUUGAAAUGCAAACCUGGCGAUACAAAAGAAAGCAAGAAGUUUGCUUUUGUUUCGCUAUCCGCUGAUAAUGGGAAUGUGGAAUCAUGUAUCAAACACUUUACUAAGGCAGAUUUUAAGGGCCACAUACUUUAUGUGACCAGAGCAAGAGAAAGUUUCUUAGAAAGACUACAAAGGGAGAGAGAACUAGCAAAAAUCAAAGAAGCUGAAAAGUUAGCUGAAGAAGAAAGUUUACCCAAGGAUAAUCCUGUAUUGAAAUUAAGUAGCAAACUGAAUCCGAGAAAAAGGAAAGCAGAACUAAACCAAGUGACAGAGCAUAACCAUAGAAGUAAUAAGCAAGUAGAGGAGUGGAAUAAAUCUUAUGAAUAUCAACAGAAAACACAGAAACAUCAAAGAGAUGAAUCCCGUCUACUUGUCGGAGACACCGCUGAUAACAAAAACUUGUCUGCUGCCACUGAAGCUGAUAAAAGGAAGCAUGAGGCAGAAAAAAAACGAUUGGAAUCCAUGAAGAAGAAGAGGCAGGAGUUUAAGGAAAAGAAAAUGAUCAUCAAAUCUGGAUUAACUGGUGUUGAUAAAGUACAAAAUAAAAAAGUAAUAUUUUCUGAUGCGGAGGAUGAAACACCAAGAGUAACAAAAACACAUACAAUUACAAAUAAAAGACACCAAAAUACGGUCCUAUUUGAAGAUGAUGAUGCUGAUGAUUCCAAUGAUGAAUUGAACUUUGAAGUUAAAAAACAAUUUGAAGGCAAAAAGGGCCAGAAGGUUUUAGAUUUGCAAUCGAGAUACAAAUCUGAUAAACGUUUCACCUUAGAUGAAAGGUUCAUUGACGAUGAUGAGGAUGAGGAAAGUGAGAAUAAACAAAGCAACACUACCGAAGAAGUAGAAUUAGGUACAGAAGAUGAAAAAGCUAAACAAAUGAAUAUAUUACAAGAUGUACUCGGUGUUACACUUAAAACUAAAUAUUCGGAAAAUAAUGAUAGCAAAAAAAGCAAACCUAAACCAGGAAUGCUUCGAUUUGAUCCUCUUCAACCGGAACAUGCCAAAUUCUUGGCGCCAGUUGAACCCAAACCGGACCUAAAUAAAAAAAUAAAGAAAAAAACUAAAGAUAAGCAAGAAGUUGUAAAAGAAGUAGAACCCGAACCAGAAGGACCGAAGAUUGAAGUUUCAAAAGAACAAUUUUAUAAAGUCAGUGAUGCAUUGAAAGAAGCUAUUGCACAACCAAGUCAAUUUAGUUUGAGAAGUCUGUUUGGCAGUAAGGAUAAUGACGAAGAUGAUGAUGAAAAUAAAGGCCCACAAGAACAAGAAACUGACUACAUACCCCUUGAAGCUCCGAAAGCAAAAAAAGUGAAAAAUCCUCUAGAUCCUAAAGAGAAGAAUCCAUUUGUUUACGAUUCUUCUGACUCGGAAACUGAGGAAGCAGAUCCAAAAGCGGACAAAGUGGAGAAAAUGGAGACUUUACCAGCACCUGUGACUGAAACUAAAGCUGUGUGGAAAGAAAAUUUAUUCUUCACCAAAUUUGAUUCACGGCUUAAAGAAGGAUUAGAGUCCUUCAACAAAGCACCUGAAAACGAAAUUCAAAAGGAACGAAGGGAAUUGAAGUCACUGAUGAAGAAACGCAUCUAUAACAAGGACAGAAAGAACCAAAUGUUCAAAAAGAAGAUAGGAGGCAAAAAGAAAUCUUUAAAAAAACCAUAUAGAAAUAAAGGUUGAUAAAAAAAAAUUUUCAAGAAAUAAAUUUGUUAUAUUUUA